UAAAUCUCUCUGUUUGAACACAAUUCCAUUUCCCGGCUUGCUUGUUUGUAUACAAUACGGAGAUCAGAGGCCUAACGCUCAACAAAGAAAAAAAUCCGAAUGGAAUUGAAAACAACGAAAUUAUACUCCACAACUACACUUAUACCUUGGUCCUGAAGGCACCGAUGAUCAUAUGACGGCGAAAGAUUUAGCAUCUUGGAGCGCGAUGAUAUCAGAAUCCACAAAGAACAAAUUGUAUUUGGCGGCGAUGGAUCUUUCAUCAACUAAUCAAUUCUGGUGAGUGCGUCCAUUUGGGAUCAUUUAUUGAAUCAAGGAUAAACAGAAUCCUUAUUCCUCGAGAGAUGUUGAAUGGAGAUGGUUAUGGUUUUGUGUUUGCACCAUGCCUAUCAACUGUUUGAAGAAAUGCCCAACAGAGCUAUCAUCGCAUGGGGAGCUUUGGUGUCAUGUUUUGCCUCAUAUGGCGAACUUUCAAAUGCACCAAAUUCCUUAAUGAAUUGGUUUCAGGUUCAAAUCUUGGUUUCUUCUUUCUUUUCUAUUUUCAAUUGCCUGAGAAAACAGAAAUGAAUGAAGAACACUGAACUAACAUUUUGAUUCAAUUCCCUGAGUUUGAACACGGUGAUCUCUCCAGCUCCAAAGCUGAAUUAUCUCAUAGAUUAUGGGUUCUGAUAGGUUCUUUUGCUCCUUCUUUCUGUUUUUCCUCUUCUUUGUUGUUUCCUCUGCAGGUUCAACCUUCAUAUCAGAUGAAAUCUUUGGAUCUGAGACCUCUGUUGGACGGCGACUCCUUCAGACUAAAAAAGCUUGCCCUGUGAGCUUUGAAUUUUUGAACUACACAAUCAUCACAAGCAAAUGCAAGGGGCCUUUAUAUUCUCCAAAGCUAUGUUGUUCAGCUCUAACUGAACUCUCUUGCCCUUAUGUUGAUGUUAUGAAUGAUAUGACAACUCUUUGUGCUUCAACCAUGUUUAGCUACAUUAACCUCCAUGGAAAGUACCCACCUGGCCUUUUCUCCAGCAUAUGUCGAGAAGGAGAUCAAGGUCUUGCUUGCCCUCAAUUGCCAGCUCCAUCCCAUCCAAACUCGACCCCGCUCUCAAAACGUCCAUCUCCUGCAAUCAUUGUUGCCUCUGGACUUGUACUUCUCUUCUCAUGGCCUUUUUUUACACUCCGAGCGACCCAUUUUUGUCGUUCUUCUUGUUGACUACUAUACUUCAAACUUCAAGAUAUAUAUUUUAACGUUUAUGAAUUAUUGGGCGGUAGUUCCCAUGGGUCAUACUUUUCCAAUCAUGGAGUGUCAUGGUUUAUACUUAUGAUCAACUUUAAGGAAAACUUAAACCUA
Cucurbita pepo subsp. pepo (vegetable marrow) is the source of this 1330-nucleotide messenger RNA. RefSeq names its product GPI-anchored protein LLG1. The record is from RefSeq and is a predicted model, not a curated record. NCBI's taxonomy places the organism in Eukaryota, Viridiplantae, Streptophyta, Magnoliopsida, Cucurbitales, Cucurbitaceae.